Drosophila ananassae is the source of this 874-nucleotide messenger RNA. It is a transcript of the gene Ser8, whose product is annotated as trypsin alpha-3. The transcript has a single exon. NCBI's taxonomy places the organism in Eukaryota, Metazoa, Arthropoda, Insecta, Diptera, Drosophilidae. Bases 36 to 821 code for a protein of 261 amino acids. Gene Ontology annotation, molecular function: serine-type endopeptidase activity. Gene Ontology annotation, biological process: proteolysis. The record is from RefSeq and is a predicted model, not a curated record.
AGUUGGCCAUCGAGAGACUCCAAGCAAGACAUCAAAUGUUCCUCCUCCAGAUAGCUGCUCUGCUGGCCACCCUGGCCCUGGGAUAUGGCGCCGCGAUACCCACCGGCAUGGAGCCACAAUCGCCUCUGGGGGGCAGGAUAGUAGGAGGAGUAGCAGCCACAAUUGAGAACCAUCCGUGGAUGGUUUCCGUGCAGACAUCGGGAUCUCACCACUGUGGCGGCAGCAUCAUCAGCAACAACAUCGUGGUGACCGCCGCCCACUGCCUCAAGUCUCCGAUCACAGCGUCCGGGCUCCGGAUUAGGGCUGGCUCCAGUCGACGUUCGUCCGGAGGAGUUCUCGUCCAGGUGGCGGCCUUCAAGGCGCACGAGGGCUACAACUCGGCGACGGAGGUGAACGACAUUGCAGUCCUGCGCCUGCGGACGUCCCUGACCUUCGGCUCCACCAUCAAGGCCAUUCCGUUGGCCACCGUCAGUCCCGCCAAUGGAGCAGCUGCCUCAGUUACGGGCUGGGGCAAGAUCGGCUACAACAGCUACAGCUCCACCUCGACACUGCACUACAUCGACACCCGGAUAGUGUCACGCUCGCAGUGCGCCAGCUCCUCCUACAGCUACGGAUCGAGGAUCAAGGAGAGCAUGAUCUGCGCGGCGAUGGCCAACAAGGACUCCUGCAAUGGCGACUCUGGCGGGCCACUGGUAUCUGGUGGCCAGCUGGUGGGAGUCGUCUCCUGGGGAGUGGAAUGUGCCCUGGCCAACUACCCAGGCGUGUACGCCAAUGUGGCCGAGCUGCGGGCUUGGAUACUCCAGGCCCAGAAGACUGUCUAGAAUCUAGGCAGGAUCUAUAAGAAUAUGUGCAUUAAAUUUAAACCCAAGUCGUG